AUGGCGCUGGCCUCGGUGGCUGCGUUAGACCAGAGGCAGGCGGCGGCGGCGGCGGCGCCGCGGAAGAGACGCUCGGCGGUCCGGCGACUGCGGCGCAGGGAGGCAGUGGCUUGCGGCCGGGAGGCGGACCUCGAGGUGGACAGCGAAGUCUUGUUUCGUCUCAUCCGGGACGCUGAGGAGGACCUGCUUAUCUCUGAUUUCUGGAGUUCAGCACUAGAAACCAUCAACAGAUGUCUUACAAAACAUCUGGAACAACUAAAGGCUCCUGUGGGGACUUUUUCAAAAGUGCUUGGAAACCUGCAUCUUGACUCAUUGCAGGAUGAGUCAGAUGUGGCCCCUGGCUCCAUCCCAGGAGAGAGCCUGAUCCCGGGAACCUACCAUAUGAAGUGUGUGUGUUAUGGUAUUGGAAACUUUGCCACCUGUGUCAUAGCUAGAAACCAGCUAGCAUUUUUGCUUCUCCUCCUGGAAAAGUGCCAGAUUCCCAGAAGUCACUGCUGGGUAUAUGACCCUCUGUUUAGCCAACUUGAAAUAGCAGUUCUUAACAACCUUGGUAUGAGUGUUCUCAGUGAGAACGAGGAAGGGAAACGGAGUAUUUGUGGUGAGCCCACCAUCUUUUACAUGCUCCACUGCGGGACAGCCUUGUACAACAAUCUUUUGUGGAGUAAUUGGUCACUAGAUGCUCUUUCCAAGAUGGUCAUCAUUGGGAACAGUUUCAAUGGACUUGAUGAAAGGUUGCUGACAAGGAUUCUGCAGAAAAAUUAUCCCUACAUUGCAAAGAUUUUAAAAGGACUGGAGGAGCUUGAGUUUCCUCAGACUUCACAGUACAUGGACAUAUUUAAUGACACCUCCGUCCACUGGUUCCCUGUACAAAAGCUGGAACAACUUGCCACAGAUAUUUGGGCAUUUAGGGAAGAACCAGAUUAUCAGGACUGUGAGGACCUUGAGAUCAUCAUGAACAAGACCAAAGACCCUUCAGGUGCUGACCUGAACUCACUAUAAUGUACUCAGUGUUGGCUGAGAUAGAAGCUGCCACCAGAGACUAAAGGAAAAGUCACCAUGGAGGGAGUCACUGCAGACAACAGCUUUCUUUGCAGUGGCCAAAGUUCAGAAAUAAGAACAGGAAAUCUAUCAACUUGGCUGUCCUGUUUCAAGGACAAUACACCAUGUAAGGUCUUGGUAUAAAGAUUUAUGCACUUCUAAA
Galeopterus variegatus (Sunda flying lemur) is the source of this 1201-nucleotide messenger RNA. RefSeq names its product SRR1 domain containing (gene SRRD). NCBI's taxonomy places the organism in Eukaryota, Metazoa, Chordata, Mammalia, Dermoptera, Cynocephalidae. The record is from RefSeq and is a predicted model, not a curated record. Gene Ontology annotation, biological process: microtubule-based process. Bases 1 to 999 code for a protein of 332 amino acids. Gene Ontology annotation, cellular component: nucleus; cytoplasm. The transcript is spliced from 7 exons.